Messenger RNA from Doryrhamphus excisus (bluestripe pipefish), 1150 nucleotides. It is a transcript of the gene hoxc9a, whose product is annotated as homeobox C9a. Gene Ontology annotation, molecular function: RNA polymerase II cis-regulatory region sequence-specific DNA binding; DNA-binding transcription factor activity, RNA polymerase II-specific. NCBI's taxonomy places the organism in Eukaryota, Metazoa, Chordata, Actinopteri, Syngnathiformes, Syngnathidae. The record is from RefSeq and is a predicted model, not a curated record. Gene Ontology annotation, biological process: proximal/distal pattern formation; DNA-templated transcription; embryonic skeletal system morphogenesis. Gene Ontology annotation, cellular component: nucleus.
AUGCACUUAAAGGAUCCGGGAGGCUUCGACAUGUCGACCACGGGUCCCAUAAGUAAUUAUUAUGUGGACUCCCUGAUCAACCAUGACACCGACGAGGUUCUCGCAGCAGCUGCGGCGGCGGCAGCGACUCGUUUCUCGGCGCCUUCCUCGCAUCCUGCCGGCCCACGUCCCACCUCUCUAGUCCCGGACUGUGGAGACUAUCCGUCUUGCAGCUUCGCGCCCAAACCCGCUGUGUUCCCUUCCUCAUGGGGGCCCUCGCAGUCCUCCAUGGUCUACCAUCCGUACAACCAGGCUCACUUUGGGACAGAGUCGCGGUACGUGCGCUCGUGGCUGGAACCCAUCUCGGGCGCGGUGCCUUUCCACGGCUACCCGGGAAACGGCAGGCAUUACGGCUUGAAGCCGGACGCCUUCUCGGAGCACAGAGCCGGCGAAUGCCUCGGUAGCGCCGGGAGGACCUACACGGAUUAUUUGUACUGCUCGUCUUCGGAUAUGCGGGACAAGACGCUGCAGAGCCUCCCCUCGCCCGAACCGGAGCUGCUGGCUGCUGGCAAGCAUAAAGAAGAGAAACCGGAGCUCGACCCCAACAACCCAGUGGCAAAUUGGAUCCACGCUCGCUCCACCAGGAAGAAGCGAUGCCCUUACACAAAAUACCAGACUCUCGAACUGGAAAAGGAGUUCUUAUUCAAUAUGUAUCUUACCAGGGACCGCCGCUACGAGGUGGCCCGGGUCCUCAAUCUGACCGAGAGGCAAGUCAAAAUCUGGUUCCAGAACCGGAGAAUGAAGAUGAAGAAAAUGAACAAAGAGAAGAGCGACAGCAAGGAACAAUAAUAUUGUCAUAAUAAUUGCAACUACCAUGGACAGCACACAUGAAGACAACCACUUCAAUUCUCUUUAUAUUUAUCCCUUUUUUACGCACAUGUGUCCUUGUGUAAUUCAUGAAAAUCUAAAUUUACAUUAAAAAAAAUGCUUUUUUUUGUAAGGGAAGUUCUAAAAGUACAAAUAGGACGCCUUAUGGCGCUCCCAGGAAAGAAAAUACUUGAAAUCCUGUGUAUUUCACACACCCGUAAUGGACUAUUUUGUACAGGAUGAAAAGGCCUGUUAUUGUAUGUCUUGUAUUUUUGUCAUAGUUGUUGUGUAUCUCUUUUUUGGA